Messenger RNA from Salvia miltiorrhiza (redroot sage), 1833 nucleotides. Its product is annotated as beta-amyrin 6-beta-monooxygenase-like. Gene Ontology annotation, biological process: sterol metabolic process. Gene Ontology annotation, molecular function: oxidoreductase activity, acting on paired donors, with incorporation or reduction of molecular oxygen; iron ion binding; heme binding. NCBI's taxonomy places the organism in Eukaryota, Viridiplantae, Streptophyta, Magnoliopsida, Lamiales, Lamiaceae. Bases 317 to 1750 code for a protein of 477 amino acids. The transcript is spliced from 3 exons. The record is from RefSeq and is a predicted model, not a curated record.
GUAGAGUUGAACGUUGAAAUUUUACUUAAUUAAAACUACCAAUUUUCUAUUUUGUUUUGUUAAGAUGAAUUUUGUGGUUCAUCCUAGUUCAAUAGCUGUUUGCUAAUCUAACCGCAUCAGUUUCUGACUAUCGUAUUUCUUCCAACUCUCUCUCUCGUGGCUAUUGGUGUCGGUCUUAUAAGGAUUCCUUUUGACUUAAUUAAAUUCAAAAUUUAACUUGUUUAGCAUCCACUAUUAUUUAAUGAAGCUUUUUUAGUCCUUAAAUCUGGAUCCAAGAUCACUCAACUAUUCAACAGCUACUUUCUUGAAAACAAACAUGGAGGCCUUAACAUUUCCUUCGUAUCUUCUCCCUCUUCUCCUUCUGCCUUUCUCUCUCUAUCUCUUCUCGAUCAUCCGGAGAAAGAGCUCCGAUGAUCGGAAAAACCUCCCUCCCGGCUCCCGGGGCUGGCCGGUUGUCGGAGAGAACAUCAAGUUCGCCCUCUUAGGCCCCGAGAAAUUCAUCAAAGAUAGAAUGGAGAAACACUCUCCCGAGGUAUUCCAAACUUCGUUGUUGGGAGAGAGAGUGGCCACAUUCUGCGGCGCUAAAGGUAAUAAGUUUCUCUUCACCAAUGGGAACAAACUCGUCACUUCUUGGUGGCCACAAUCAAUGAAGAAAGUGUUGUCGUUUCCCGAAUUCGUGGAUAGUAAUCUGAAGGUGGAUUCCGCCUUGAAACGCACCCUGCACCGCGACGUCUUCACGCCGGAGGCCUUGAAGAGACACGUUGCGGUGAUGGACGCGCUGGCGCGGGAGCAUCUGGAGCGCCACUGGAAACCAAAUUCAGUUGUGAAGGUUCUGGGCUUGUCGAGGAAGUACACCUUCGAGCUGGCGUGCAGAGUGUUUCUGAGCGAGGUUGACCCAGUGCGCAUACAGAAGCUGUCGGAUCCCUUCAACAUGGUGAGCGAGGGGAUGAUCUCCGUGCCUCUGGAUUUGCCCGGGACGGCCUACAACCGCGCCAUCAAGGGAGGCAAGCUGGUGCGGGAGGAGCUGAUGAGGAUCAUCCAGGAGCGGAGGAAGGAGUUGAUGGAGAAGCCCGAGCGGCGGGACCUGCUGUCGAAGAUGCUGCUGCUCAGGGAUGAUGAUGGCCGCCCUUUGAAUGAGAAGCAGAUUUGUAAUGACAUAAUUGGUUCGCUAGUGGCUAGCUACGAUACAACCAGCUCUGCGCUAACAAGUGUCAUCAAUUAUCUUGCUCAACUUCCCCACAUUUACAAUCAGGUCUUCAAAGAGCAAAUGGCCAUAGCAGAAUCAAAAGGCCCCAAUGAGCUGCUGACAUGGGAUGAUAUCGAGAAGAUGAAGUACUCAUGGAACGUCGUGCGUGAAUCGAUGAGGCUUACGCCUCCUGCGGCAGGAGCGUUCAGGGAAGCCACAACUGAAUUCUCCUAUGCAGGCUUCACCAUUCCUAAAGGAUGGAAGACAUUCUGGACGGUGCACUCGUCCCACAAGAAUCCCGACUACUUCCCGGAGCCGGAGAGGUUUGAUCCAUCGCGGUUUGAGGGGAGUGGACCGCCACCUUACACGUUCGUUCCCUUUGGAGGAGGACCAAGAAUGUGCGCCGGGAGAGAGUAUGCUAGGCUUGAAAUGUUGGUUAUGAUGCAUAAUGUGGUGACAAGGUUCAAACUUGAGAAGGUGAUCCCAAAUGAGAAGAUAAAUUACCAUGCUUCGCCUACGCCAGUUUAUGGCCUUCCACUUCAUCUUCAUCCUCAUAAGAAAUAGGCCUACAAUUUGAACAGUUUUAUGGUGGUUGUUAUGCAAAAAUUCUAUAAUUUAAUAAUGUUAAGUUUUUAUCUCAUUUCAAA